AGCAGCCACUGUUGCACAGGAGCCGGGCCCAGCAUCCGUGAGCAAACGCUCCCUCCCUGUCUCUUGCCUUCUCUUCUCACUGCCUUCACUGACUGUGCUGGAGAAGAAGUAAAUCCCCUCUUUGAUGAUGUCCACUCAGCAAAUGCAGCCACUGGAACUCUCAGAGGACAGGCUGGACAAGCCAGACCUUCACUGUGGCCACAUAGAUGAUCUUUCAGACCAGUUCAUUAAAGAGUGUGAUCUCAAAAAGAAGCCAAGAAAGGGAAAAAAUGUACAGGCCACCCUGAAUGUUGAGUCAGACCAAAAAAAACCAAGAAGAAAAGAUACGCCAGCACUGCACAUCCCCCCCUUCAUACCAGGUGUGCUUUCAGAACAUCUAAUUAAAAGAUACGAUGUUCAAGAGAGACAUCCAAAGGGCAAAAUGAGCCCAGCUCUUCAUAAUACUGACCUGGAACAGAAAAAGCCAAGGAGAAAAGACACACCUGCCCUGAACAUGUCCCCCUUUGCAGCAGGUGUGACACUGCUCAGGGACGAGAGACCCAAAGUGAUCACGGAAGAUGACGAAAAGGAUGGUGAUAAGAUAGCUAUUUAAAGAUAGUUCCCUGGAGACCACUUGUAAAUAGUUUCAGGCCCGGGCUGAGUUUGACCCUGCCACCUCCGGCAUAUGGGGCCGGCUCCGUACUCCUUUGAGUCACAGGCGCCACCCCCAACUGCAAUUUUUACCAAGGGAUCAGAAAACACAGAUGCACUCUCAUUCUCUCAGAUUUGCUGUAUAACAUGAGGUUCACUUGCAGCUAUGGCCACAGGCUGCUCAAUAAACUCCAAGGAUACUCAGAAAAGCCCUCAUCUUUGCAGAGUCCCUGGGGUGGGAGGAAAAGACUGGUUGUCAGAGAAACAAAGGCCUUGCAUUCUAGCCCCAACUGUGUGACACAGAGCAAAUCCCUGGAACUCUCUGAGUCUGGUUCUUUAUCUUGAAAAUGAGAAUAAUAGUUCUUAUUUUGCCUUCUUUGUAAUUAAAAACUGAGUGAGAUAAUACGUGGCAAAGGUCUUUAAAGCCAAAAUCCCCUAUCCAACUGAUAGGAAGUUAGAAAUCCCUGCUCUCCAGGGGAAAGAGGACAAGAGCGGGCCCCCAGGGCUCCAUCUCGGUGCCUCCUACCUUAAGUCUAUCCUUAGUGAUUGCUUGCACCUGGGGAGGAGGACCCACCUUACUAAUCUACCAGUCAGAACUUAGCACUGCAAAAGGAUAUAGAAAACUCUCUAGCCUAAGAAUAGAUACAAAAGAAUCUUACAUGUGACCUAAAACAGCCUUAAAACUAAUUAUCAUGUCAAUAGCUUAAACCUACCUUGUGGUCCACACUCUUAAUGGGCUCUCAGAGAGGCUCCUAAGAGGUCCACAUUCUCAGAAAGACUGGUUCCAAGAUGAGCCCUGAACCCUGAGGUAGGCCUGACUCAGGCAGUAUAAAGGAGAACUGUUGCCUAUAACCCUUGCCUCUUUGCCUCUUUUCCUACUUGCCUUGACAAUGGAGGCCCGAAUGCUGUCUAUGGUAAGCAUAUCCUGCUCUGUAAACUUCCUGAUUUUGUAAACUUAUUCUUCUCUUUCUCAAUAAAUGUUA
This is a messenger RNA of Nycticebus coucang (slow loris), 1613 nucleotides long. It is a transcript of the gene PPP1R17, whose product is annotated as protein phosphatase 1 regulatory subunit 17. The coding region runs from base 125 to 592 and encodes 155 amino acids. Gene Ontology annotation, biological process: regulation of phosphatase activity. NCBI's taxonomy places the organism in Eukaryota, Metazoa, Chordata, Mammalia, Primates, Lorisidae. The record is from RefSeq and is a predicted model, not a curated record. Gene Ontology annotation, molecular function: protein phosphatase inhibitor activity. The transcript is spliced from 6 exons.